Messenger RNA from Peromyscus californicus insignis, 997 nucleotides. RefSeq names its product vesicle associated membrane protein 7 (gene Vamp7). Lineage: Eukaryota; Metazoa; Chordata; Mammalia; Rodentia; Cricetidae. The record is from RefSeq and is a predicted model, not a curated record. Gene Ontology annotation, molecular function: SNARE binding; SNAP receptor activity. Gene Ontology annotation, biological process: exocytosis; vesicle fusion. The transcript is spliced from 8 exons. Bases 145 to 807 code for a protein of 220 amino acids. Gene Ontology annotation, cellular component: SNARE complex; membrane.
GUAGGCGGGGCGCUUUACACGGAAGCCUGCGGCGUCAGGUUUCAUCCUUCUCUGAUUUCCGGCAUUAGGCGACACUGGGAGGACCUGCGCCCUUUGGCCAAGAGCCUGAGUGCCCACUAGAGGGUACCCGGACAGAUUGAAGUCAUGGCCAUUCUUUUUGCUGUUGUUGCCAGGGGAACUACUAUCCUUGCCAAACAUGCUUGGUGUGGAGGAAACUUCCUGGAGGUGACAGAGCAGAUUCUGGCUAAGAUACCCUCUGAAAAUAAUAAACUAACUUACUCACAUGGCAAUUAUUUGUUUCAUUACAUCUGUCAAGACAGGAUUGUGUAUCUUUGUAUCACAGAUGAUGAUUUUGAGCGUUCUCGAGCCUUCAGUUUUCUGAAUGAAGUAAAGAAGAGGUUCCAGACUACUUAUGGUUCAAGAGCACAGACUGCUCUUCCGUAUGCCAUGAAUAGCGAGUUCUCAAGUGUUUUGGCUGCACAACUGAAGCAUCACUCUGAAAAUAAAGGGCAAGACAGAGUGAUGGAGACUCAAGCACAAGUGGAUGAACUGAAAGGAAUCAUGGUCAGAAACAUAGAUUUGGUUGCUCAACGUGGAGAAAGAUUGGAAUUACUGAUAGAUAAAACAGAAAACCUUGUGGAUUCAUCUGUAACUUUCAAAACUACCAGCAGAAAUCUUGCUCGAGCCAUGUGUAUGAAGAAUAUCAAGCUUACUAUCAUCAUCAUCAUCGUAUCAAUUGUGUUCAUCUAUAUCAUUGUAUCACCUCUCUGUGGUGGGUUUACAUGGCCAAGCUGUGUGAAGAAAUAAGAAAGUUACCAUUAACCAAGGAUACAAGUGUAAAAGGAGAUAAAGGCAAUCCAUGUGACUCAGGCUUUUAACCACUCUCAGAAAGUAUCUGCCAGUUUCUUUAAUCUUCUUUUCACUUUUUCUUGUUUUAAUAGAAUUAUAUGCCUCUAGAUUUAUUUUUGUCCUGCCAUAUAGUUUAUAUUAAUGAACU